AAUCCAAUGGGGGGAGCGGACGGCGUGGGCACCAAGGAGAGCCAGACGCCGACAACUGAGUGAAAAAAAAAAGGGGCAAACCUUCUGGAGCCGCCAUGUACUACUACUACAACUACUACUACUACUACUACUUGUACUACUAGUACUAGUACUGGUGACAGACGGCAGUUGAAGAGCAGAGAGCAAACAGUGACAAACAUGAGCGGUGGAGAAAUCAUCUUCCAAGGCUGGCUGAGAAAGUCCCCACCAGAGAAGAAACUGAGGAGAUAUGCCUGGAAGAAGCGCUGGUUUAUACUUCGCAGCGGCCGCAUGAGUGGUGACCCCGAUGUUCUGGAGUAUUACAAGAACGACCACUCGAAGAAGCCCAUCCGGGUCAUCGACCUGCACUGCUGCGAGCAGGUCGACGCCGGCCUGACCUUUAAGAGGAAGGAGUUCCAGGACAGCUUCGUGUUUGACAUCAAGACCUCGGAUCGCACCUUUUAUCUGGUGGCUGAAACCGAGGAGGAGAUGAACAAGUGGGUCCGCUCCAUCUGUCAGCUCUGUGGGUUCAACCAGUCGGACGACAACCACGGUAUGUUGACCUUUUCCAUCAUGCUUUAUCACUCUGCCUCUGCUUUGUUUUCCUCUGACCUGCAUUGUGUUUGA
Sphaeramia orbicularis (orbiculate cardinalfish) is the source of this 645-nucleotide messenger RNA. RefSeq names its product GRB2-associated-binding protein 2-like. NCBI's taxonomy places the organism in Eukaryota, Metazoa, Chordata, Actinopteri, Kurtiformes, Apogonidae. Gene Ontology annotation, molecular function: transmembrane receptor protein tyrosine kinase adaptor activity. Gene Ontology annotation, biological process: signal transduction. The transcript is spliced from 2 exons. The record is from RefSeq and is a predicted model, not a curated record. Gene Ontology annotation, cellular component: cytoplasm. Bases 199 to 645 code for a protein of 148 amino acids.